This is a messenger RNA of Paramecium sonneborni, 2173 nucleotides long. Lineage: Eukaryota; Ciliophora; Oligohymenophorea; Peniculida; Parameciidae. The record is from the annotation of a GenBank genome assembly.
AUGGAUAAGGAUUAGGAAACAAAAAAGUUGGUCUUUUAAUGUCAAUUAUAAAAUGUAUAAUGUAAUUCUUCAAAUGAUGUAAAAUUGGAAGAAAUAGAUUCAUUUUGGAACUACAAUCUUAAGUAGAGUUGUUCUGUUAAUAUUGAGGAUUUAUUUAAAAUCCAAGUAGAAGACAAUUGUACAUUAGAAUAAAUCACUUCAAAAGUAAAAUUAUUCUUAAAACCACAAAUUGAAAAAGUAAAAUUUAACUUCAUAAUAGUUUUUAAAAGUGAAUCGUAGAAAUGUUAAACUAAUUAAAUAUCCAAAAGCUUUAUGGAACUCCAAUUUUAGUGUUUAGAAAAGGUUGGGAAAAUAAUUAUUAUUUUCGGAAUAAUAGGUAGGAUAUAAAACUAAUGAAAAUUAAGUUAUUAUUCACAAUAUUGCGCCAUAAUUAAUACAUUAAUAUACAAAUUAUUUAAAAAUAGAUAAAAACAUAAAAGUAAGUAGUGUUUUUAAAAUAGAGACAAGAAACCUAAGAUUUAAAUUUUAAGUACAAUUUUACUUCAGAAUUAAGAGAGAAGUAUAAAAUUGACAUUCUUAAAGUAAAUAAAGAAAUAUGGAGAUCUUAAGAGGGAGUCAAAGAAAUGAUUAUACUAAAUAAGAAAUAUUCUCUUAAUCAUAUGGACUUUAGUAAGAUUAUUAUAAUUAAAUUCUAGUUCAAAUAUAUUCUUAAUUUUUAUAUUUAAUUGAAAAAUAAAAUAUUUCUAAAUUAACUUAGGAUGAAAUAUCUGACUAUCUUAAGAAUUAAAUUGCUAAAAAAAAUGUUAAUCUAGAAAUAAACAUAAAUUCAUUGAUUCAGAUCUAUUUACAAUUAUAAAACAAAUAAUUUUCUGAAGUUAAGUAAACGAUAUUUUAAAAAUUAAAUCUUAUUUAACAAUUUGAUUUGACUGCAAUUUAGAAUCUAUCAUUUAAAUCUUUUAAAACUAAUGAAUACUUUUAAAAAGAUUUUGCAUUUAUUUGCAAUUCAUGUUCAUUAUAUAAAAAUUAAUGUAAAUGUUAAUUUAUGAAUAAAUUGGCUUAAGUAAAAAGUUUCUUAGAAUUUUGUUGUAUUUUAAAUUAUAAAGGAAACUCUAAGAAACCUCAAUGGUGUUAUGAUUUGUUAAAAGCAAAUACAUAAAACAUUUGUGGAGAGAACUGUUAUAAAAAUCAAAACAACUUUGAAAUUUUAAGAAAGCAAACUAAUAUGAAUUAAUUGAUAGAAGAAGAUUAACCAAUUAUAAUUGACAGAGAUCCGUGUUUAUUAGCCAAAAUGUAUAAAAAAGAUUGUUUAUCAUUUUUUAAGCAAUGUAAAUAUCGAUACAAAGAGAUUAAAUAGUAAUAUUUAUAGGCAAUUAAAUAAAUAUAGGAAAAGUAAGAUAAAGAAGCUCUUGUAAAUUAUCCAUUUAAUAAUGCGAAUUUAUAUAUUCCAUGUUGUCAUUAAUAAGAUUUUAAAUGUGAGAAAUGUAAUUGCGAUUAAUUUUGUUCAAAAUACUGUGAUUGUUAAUAAGAUUGGUGUUAAAAAAAGCUUAAAGGAUGUUCUUGCAAAGAUAGAUGUUCUAUAGAUAGUAAAUGUUCUUGUAGAAGAGAUAAUGUAGAAUGUGAUCCUUUAGUUUGCAAAUGUUGUACUCUAGAUUCUAAUUCAGUUUGCUCAAAUAUUUAAAUUUUAAUCAAUAAUAUAAAGCCUACUUUAUUAGGAAGAUCAGGAGUUUGUAAUGGACUUGGAGUAUUUACCAGAAACUAUAUAAUGAAGGAUGAAUUAAUAAUAUUAUAUAUUGGAGAAGUACUGAUUGAUGAUGAGGAUGAAAUUCGGGAUUAAUUCGAUGAUACAUUCACUUUUUAUAGCUAUUAAUUAAAUGAAGAUAAAUAUUCAUUGGAAAGUCGAUUCUGUGGAAAUGAAAGCAGAUUUAUUAAUCAUAACAGUCAAAAUUUAAUGAAUUGUAAAACUCGAUAGAUAUUUUCAUCAGGUAAAAUUAUGAUUUUAAUUUCAGGUAAAUUUCACUUAGCAAUAUAUGCUCUCAAAGAUAUAGAACCUGAACAAGAGAUACUUUUGGACUAUAAUGAAGGCGGUCAAAUAAAUAAAGAUCUUAAUAAUUGGGUUGAUAUGAAUUCUUAGUAUUGGAAUUAUAAGUGUACUACUUAUAUAGGAAAAAAAUGA